CUAUGAAUAAAUGAAAGGGUAAUAUGGGUCAUUGGAAAAGCUGAUUCCGCCAUUGCCUACAUAAGCAAGCUAGCACCCAACCUCAUCUUCUUUGCAUAAUUGCACACGGAGUAUGUAUAACCCAAUGAGCCACACUGCUACUGUGCCACAUUAAACGGUCAAGCAGCAAGUUUCAUACCCGACUGAACUGCAGCAAGGAAAAUAAUAUUGGCAUGAGUAUAUGGCUUGCUAUUGGUUGUCGCAUCUUCAUGUCUACUCAAGGCCGACUGGCUGUUUAGGAAAUAAGUUGCUUAUGUACGGGGUUGGCAGAAAUCUUUGCAAAUCGUAUGUAUACAAUUUCUCGUCUGCUUUUCAUGUAAAGGAGUUUUCCAAGUUAUCUUACAGUUCAGAACAAGUUAUUGCCAGAUUGCCUCAUGUCUUUUCUGCUAGCAAUAUGGAGAGUUUCUUGCAAAGUGAGCAAAGAAUUGGACAACGUAAAUUUUUGCAUUCUGUCAAUCCCAAUGUUACUGCAGUGAGUGAAGCUCCUUCAAAUGGUAGGGUGAUGCUCAUUGAUGGGACAGCUGUUAUCUACCGGGCGUACUACAAGCUUUUAGCAAAAUUGCACCAUGGAUAUCUUACUAAUGCUGAUGGAAAUGGUGACUGGGUUCUGACAAUAUUUGCAGCUUUAUCUCUUAUAAUUGAUGUACUUACAUUCAACCCUUCGCAUGUGGCGGUGGUAUUUGACCAUAUUGGAAUUCCACUUGGUGAAACUACUAUUUCCUCAAAAGAAAGUGUAAAGUUCAAAGGCACAAAUUUUCGCCACAACAUGUAUCCACAAUAUAAGAGCAACCGUGGUCCUACACCUGAUACUGUAGUUCAAGGACUUCAGUAUCUAAAGGCAUCCAUUAAGGCUAUGUCAAUCAAAGUAAUUGAGGUGCCAGGUGUUGAAGCUGAUGAUGUUAUAGGAACUCUUUCUCUAAGGAGUGUUGAGGCUGGUUACAAGGUCCGAGUUGUCUCACCAGAUAAAGAUUUCUUCCAGCUUCUGUCACCUUCCCUGCGUCUUCUACGGAUUGCUUCGCGUGGAGAUGAGAUGGUCUCAUUUGGUGUAGAGGAUUUUGCCAAAAGAUAUGGGACCUUAAGUCCUUCGCAGUUUGUUGAUGUUGUCGCACUUGUUGGUGACAAAAGUGAUAACAUCCCAGGGGUAACUGGAAUAGGGGAAGUCAAUGCUGUUCAGUUGAUAACAGAAUUUGGUUCUUUGGAAGAAUUGUUGUCUAAUGUUGAUAAAAUGCAACAAGGCCAUAUAAAAGAGGCACUGAUAUCAAGUGCUGAUCUCGCUCGGUUGAGUAAAAAUUUGGCAAUGCUGCGUUCUGAUCUUCCUGAGUACCUUGUUCCAUUUGCUACCUCUGAUCUGAUAUUUCAAAAGCCAGAGGAUGAUGGUGAGAAAUUUACAACCCUGUUAAAUGCAAUCAGUGCUUAUGCUGAAGGUUUUUCAGCAGAUCCUAUCAUCAGAAGGGCGUUCUACUUGUGGAAGAAGCUGGAGAACCAGUAACCAAAAUAUCUGUUUGUUUCAAGUUUUUGCAAAGUUGAGAAGUUGCAGAUACAUGAUUUCAAGAAUGAUCAUAGUUUACAGAUUUUUUUGGCAAAUUCAAAUGGAACUUUUCUUUGUAAAUACACAUCUAAUCAAAUAUUCUCACUAUUAUCAGUGUGCAGUGUAAAUACAUCAUUGUAUGACCUGCUGAACAUUUACUUAAUUUGAACCCUCAAGAUUUGAGGACUUUUUAGGAA
This is a messenger RNA of Spinacia oleracea (spinach), 1764 nucleotides long. RefSeq lists its product as uncharacterized. NCBI's taxonomy places the organism in Eukaryota, Viridiplantae, Streptophyta, Magnoliopsida, Caryophyllales, Amaranthaceae. The coding region runs from base 221 to 1528 and encodes 435 amino acids. Gene Ontology annotation, biological process: DNA replication, Okazaki fragment processing. The record is from RefSeq and is a predicted model, not a curated record. The transcript has 15 exons. Gene Ontology annotation, molecular function: DNA binding; 5'-flap endonuclease activity; 5'-3' exonuclease activity.